CCAUAAUUUGUACCCUCUGGGAAUCGAUGAAUGACUUGGUUACUGAGUGUAUCCCCAGCGCCCAGAAUGGUUCCCGGCACGUGGGAGGUAUUCAAUAAAUGUCCUUUGAAUGAAUAAGCGAAAGUUUUCCAAGAUUCGUAUAGGAAUCUGAGACACAAAGAUGAGGAGGCCCCAGAGUUUGGGGGUGGUGUGGGGAACACAGACCAACAAACAGAUGGGUACCAAGCUCCAGAGAACCUAACUCCUGCGCCUUCCUCCAGCUGGUGGGAGAUCCUAACCCUUUCCCAGCUGCAGACACCCUCGGAGGAAGAGGUGGGUUUAAAGGCGCAUGCUGAAGCCUCGCGCACAGUAAUCCACCAGUUGAAUCAACCAGCCCGGUGGAGAUCCCAGGUCUUGGGCGAAGUUGCAGAAGCCCGCGUCGCCGAGCUCUGGCAGGGUGCCAGGUGACCCCUCUCGUCCACCCUUGUGCCCAAUGCGGCGCGCCAGCCAAUGCGCCCCGGACGCCGCAGCUGCUCCCGAGCCCGGGCGCGUGAUUGGCAGCCUCCAGCCUCAGCCCCGGCGCGCCCUCCCACCCAAGACUAAGUCCAGUCCGCGCCCACUCCGGGGCGGUCGCCGCCUCCUCUGCGCCGGGGUGCUGGGCGCUGGGCCGGCAGGCAGCGCACACCCGGCAGGCGCCGCGGAGCAGCGAGGUCCCAGGCGGCAGCGCUCGGCGCAGUCCUCGCUCCGGCCGGGCCAUGAAGGUCGAGUUUGCGCCGCUCAACAUCCCGCUGGCGCGGCGGCUGCAGACGGCGGCGGUGCUGCAGUGGGUCCUGUCCUUCCUUCUGCUCGCACAGGUGUGCCUUGGAGUCAUUGUGUUCCUGAUCAUAUACAACUACUGGUUCCUCUACAUCCCUUAUUUGACAUGGCUUUACUUUGACUGGCAAACCCCAGAGCAAGGAGGCAGGAGAUCUGACUGGGUCAGAAGCUGGACCAUUUGGAGGUACUUUAAGGACUAUUUUCCAAUUCAUCUCAUCAAAACUUGGGAUUUGAAUCCAAGUCACAACUACAUAUUUGGGUUUCACCCCCAUGGAGUGCUUGUUGCUGGAGCCUUUGGAAACUUUUGUACAAAUUAUUCAAACUUCAAGGAGCUGUUUCCUGGCCUCACUGCGUAUCUUCACGUGCUUCCAUUUUGGUUCCGGUGUCCGCUCUUCCGAGAAUAUCUGAUGAGUAGUGGGCCAGUCUCAGUUUCCAGGAGAAGCGUGUCUCACGUGCUGAGCAAGGAAGGAGGUGGAAACAUCUCAGUCAUUGUGCUUGGGGGUGCAGAGGAAUCACUGGAUGCCCAUCCUGGAAAGUUCACUCUGUUCAUCCGCCAGCGGAAGGGAUUUGUGAAAAUUGCUUUGACCCAUGGUGCUUAUUUGGUGCCAGUUUUUUCUUUUGGUGAAAAUGAACUGUUUAAACAAGUUAGCAACCCUGAAGGCUCAUGGCUUCGAGCUGUGCAGGAGAAACUACAGAAGAUCAUGGGAUUUGCUUUGCCACUGUUCCACGCCAGAGGAGUUUUUCAAUACAAUUUUGGCCUAAUGCCCUAUAGGAAGCCCAUCCACACUGUUGACAACAACAAAGAUCAGAGCUGGAUGGAAGCUUCAAGGUUGCCUACUCUUUUAUUCCAUACAUGUGAAAAUUAAGGCCAGAGAAGAAGUUACUUACUAGCCCCGUGUACCUGCUGUUGGCCGCCCAAUCCCUGUUCGUCAGACCCUGCACCCAACCCCAGAGCAGAUUGAGGAGUUGCAUCAGACCUAUAUGGACGAGCUAAGGAAAUUAUUUGAGGAGCACA
This is a messenger RNA of Aethalodelphis obliquidens (Pacific white-sided dolphin), 1810 nucleotides long. It is a transcript of the gene MOGAT1, whose product is annotated as monoacylglycerol O-acyltransferase 1. The record is from RefSeq and is a predicted model, not a curated record. Lineage: Eukaryota; Metazoa; Chordata; Mammalia; Artiodactyla; Delphinidae. Gene Ontology annotation, molecular function: diacylglycerol O-acyltransferase activity. The transcript has 7 exons. Gene Ontology annotation, biological process: diacylglycerol biosynthetic process; triglyceride biosynthetic process. Gene Ontology annotation, cellular component: endoplasmic reticulum membrane. The coding region runs from base 735 to 1661 and encodes 308 amino acids.